GAGGAGUAAUGUUGUUUGCCAUUGUAGGAGUUGAUCCUGUCAUACAAUGAAAUCCGGAAGGAUGCAGCCAUCUUGGUAGCUGAGGCUGUAGAAGGCAAGGAACAUCUGAAGAAAUUGGAUCUGAACGGAAAUCAGUUGGGAGAAGAAGGGAUAGAAGAACUAUCUGGGACACUGGAGGCCUUUGACAUGGUAGAUGUGCUGGGUUCUCUCAGUGAUGAUGAAGGUGAUGACAUUGAUGAUGAGGAGGAUGAGGAGGGAGAAGGUGAGGAGGAGGAGGAGGAGGAAGGGGAGGCUGUUGAUGACCCAGAGCUGCAGGUCCGUGGAACUGCCAUAACUCCCACCAGGGAAAACCAGUCUCCACUCAAGCCUAAUGAGACUGAAGACUUGACAGAGGUGAUGGGAAAGCUUGCCUUGCCUUGACACUCCUCAAAAACAUUAGACUCCAUGGAAGUAGAGUAGAUUACAUUAGGAUGGGCAUAACCAGCUUGGAAAAGAUUGUCCUCAGUCCUGAUUCAUCCAUCAGAUUCUGGAUAUCCACCCUUUGCUAGCUCUGGUUCGCUCCUCUGGUUGCUAGUACCUUGCUCAUGAAUGGUCUGGGAAAAACAAGCUUUUGGUACUUGAGUAUUGAAUCUCUACUUUAAAUAUCAUGUAUUAGCAAGUGUUCCGAAUGGCUCCAAGUCACACUUUCUUGAUAAAGACAUGGUUACGUCAUUCCAACAGGCAUUGGGAAGUUUGCUCUGUUACACUGCUACUGAAAAUAUCUGAUUUCUGGUACAUGUACAGUUUGUACGUGUAUAACACAGGAUGUACUGCAUAAGGAACAAACAUUUCAAUGGGGACUGCAGACAGACUAUUCUGUACAGCAACCAACCAGAGCUAGAAUAGGAUGGAUGCCAGGAUACAUCAUUUGCUGUGUAGGUUUAGGAGCCGGAAUUGCUCAUCAUUUAGGAAAUUUUACUGAAUGAGUGUAUAGGACAAGUGAUCAUUCUGCAGGCAGACUACAUCAGUUAAUAAUACUGUACAUUUUGUAUGUGUGAACAUCUUCAAUUUGCUGUGUGUGAAGUUAGGAUAGACAAGGGCACAAAGAACAUUGUCUUAAAAGUUUCAUGAUGGUCUUUUAGCAAAAAUUGUUGCAAUAAUAAGCCCAUUUUACUUGAAAGGGGUUGCAAAAUCAGUUUUAAACUUUUCAAUCGUAUGGCUCACUUUUUGAUGAUUUUGUGACAAUGAAAUGUAAAAUUUGCAAAGAAGUGCCUUUUGGUUACUUUUGUCCUGGGUUCUUUGCCAUUAUUCUGUUUUUGUUUUAGAUUGAGGAAGGGUUGCAAUAUCUCAUUGAGUCUUAAGUGAUAAAUGCAGUGUCUAGUGUUUUUCAGAAGUUGUGUUGAUAUUUGAGUGUUUUUGAUCCAAUCUCAGGUGCAUGUAGCUACAAAAGUAUAACAUUAUAAUUUGUAGUCUGUCUAGUAUCUACGCAAACUGUCAUGGUUUUGAUUAUACAUGUAUGUGUGUGUCUGCAUUUUCCUGUUUGAAACUGAACAUGCACAUAUUGUUCUUUUUCUUUUUAACACGACAACCUGACAGUGUCUGGUUGUUAUAAUUAAUGUUAAAUGUUUGUGUAUAACACGAGGUGUUAUAUUUUGAUUUUUUUUUUAAUAUGCAUUCAAUGCAAAUACAGUAGACUCCAACUAGUUGUAUUAUGGCCAAUUGCAUAGUUCAGGGAAUUGCAUAGAAAUCUGAAAAAAACCAAACCAUUUCCCAUUCACCCCAAUAUGAACAAAAUGGCAUAAUUGCAUAAGCCAUUGUGGCAUAAGUCUGACAUUUGCAUGAAAUAAUGUCACAGCACAUGGCAUACUAAACUGUAAAUAUACAGGAUGAUGAAAAUGACCAAAACAGCAAAAAUAAGCUGACAAGAUUA
This is a messenger RNA of Branchiostoma floridae (Florida lancelet), 1909 nucleotides long. Its product is annotated as ran GTPase-activating protein 1-like. The transcript is spliced from 4 exons. The coding region runs from base 187 to 420 and encodes 77 amino acids. Lineage: Eukaryota; Metazoa; Chordata; Leptocardii; Amphioxiformes; Branchiostomatidae. The record is from RefSeq and is a predicted model, not a curated record.